This is a messenger RNA of Corythoichthys intestinalis (scribbled pipefish), 3939 nucleotides long. RefSeq names its product ADAM metallopeptidase domain 28 (gene adam28). The transcript has 24 exons. Gene Ontology annotation, molecular function: metalloendopeptidase activity. Gene Ontology annotation, biological process: proteolysis. Gene Ontology annotation, cellular component: plasma membrane. Lineage: Eukaryota; Metazoa; Chordata; Actinopteri; Syngnathiformes; Syngnathidae. The record is from RefSeq and is a predicted model, not a curated record. The coding region runs from base 679 to 2973 and encodes 764 amino acids.
GUUAUUUCUAAAGCUUCAGGAGUCUUGCCAAUUACGAUGAGAGCCAUUAGCCACAAAAAGAGAAAACAGAACAGCGGUGAACAUUCCCAGGUGUGGCCAGCCUACAAAAAUAAGAGCAUAACAGCAAUGACUUACCCGGGAGGUCAAAAAGGAACACAGGACAACAUCUGAAGACCUGCAGGCCAUUUUGGCUCAGUUAAGGCUGCAAGCAUGCAUGAAGUGGGUGCAGGACAGCGCACGGGGAAGGAGCAUCAAUCCAGAGCUAACUGAGGUCACUUGUAGUGGCUCUUUACUGAAACUUUUGAACUCAAUGACGCGCAAGAUGCUAUAAGAGGAAAUUACUCUGUGGCGUAAGAUUCUGACUCCUGUCGAGUUAGUCAACCGCAAUGCAGAAUUAGGCAGUCUGGUGGUUUAUGAGAUUCACACACAAAAAAAGAGAAGUGAAUUCUACCUCAGAAACAAGGCCAUAUCGGAGAGCACUAGUCUUCCUGCAUUCCUGAAGCGUAGCAGGGGCGUGCACAGACCAGUUGUGAGCACUGGGAGAAUUUGUUUGUCAACGAGGAAGUAAGCUGUGACGGGGCAAGGACGGCGGAUGAAGGUGUGGCCUCACGGGAGCAGGAAUACAAAAUGCAGGUGGAGAGGAUAAUUCUUGAUCGGUGAGACUAUCUGUUCAGUACAAUGACACUUAAACUUAUAUUCUGGGUCUUCGUCCUAAAUGUCUCACUCAAGCUAUCAGACAGCCACGCUCCUGUCUUUGAAGAAGGAAAGGACUAUGAGAUUGUUCGAACUGUCAGGCUUCACUCUGUCAGAAGAAGAGACACCGGGAACGUCAGGCCAGAGACCAUUAAGUACGCAAUGACAGUAGGAGGAAGAGACAUUGUAAUGCACUUACAAAAGAACAAUGGCUUACUCACCAGAGACUACACAGAGACAUUUUACCAAGAAGAUGGCACGCAAGUCACCACCUCUCCAAAUGACAUUGAUCACUGUUACUAUCACGGGAAGAUUGUGAAUGAAAGCCAGUCGACGAUUAGCAUCAGCACUUGUGAUGGACUUCGGGGUUAUUUCAGGACAUCAGCCCAGAGAUACUUGAUUGAGCCCCUUUCCGGUAAUGAUGAGGGGGAGCACGCUGUAAUGAAGUUUAACGAGAAGGACAACACACCUGCCGUGUGCGGCGUCACCAACACUACAUGGGACACAGACAUUGAGCCACCAACAAGCCGCAGUCGCUCCAGAUCAGCGGGUAUUUCUAUAGUUCAACAACAGAAAUACAUCGAGCUCUACCUUGUUGCUGAUAACCGUGAGUAUGUGAAGAUGAAAAGGGAUCAAACCGAGCUGAGAAGGAGGAUAUUUGAAGUCGUCAACUUUGUCAACAUGGUAUACAAGCCCUUAAGAACCUUCAUCGCUCUUGUUGGGCUGGAAAUCUGGUCUAAUGGUGACUUGAUCACCAUCACUCCUCCAGCUGGAGCUAAUCUAAAUGCUUUCAUGACAUGGAGGAAUUCUGUGCUGGUCAAGAGAAAAAAACACGACAAUGCACACCUUAUCAGUGGUAUUGACUUUGAAGGAGCAACAGUGGGACUGGCCUACAUCGGGACCCUCUGUUCUGCUCAUUCUGUUGGUGUAGUGCAGGACCACAACAACCGUGCCAUUGCUGUGGGGGCCACGUUGGCUCAUGAGAUGGGCCACAACCUAGGCAUGAAUCAUGAUGACUCCAGUGCUUGCACCUGCACUGGUGACAGUUGCAUUAUGGCUGCGGCCCUCAGCUGGGACACCCCUCGCGCUUUCAGUAGCUGCAGCAGCAGUCAGUAUGCGAACUACUUGAGCAACCGCAACCCAAGCUGUAUGCUGGACAAGCCGGACUUCAGGAGCCUGGUGAUUCCUUCUGUCUGUGGAAAUGGUUUCGUGGAGGAAGGAGAGCAGUGUGACUGCGGGACUGUAGAGGAGUGCACCAAUCCAUGCUGUAAUGCUACCACUUGCACCCUUAGUGAGGGAUCCCAGUGUUCAACAGGGGAAUGCUGUGACAAAUGCAAGAUACUACCGCGAUCUCACGAGUGUCGUAGUAAGGAAGAUGAGUGUGAUCUCGCAGAAUACUGUGAUGGAAAGACUGCCGCCUGUCCCGAGGAUGUAUUCAAUGUAAACGGCAUACCAUGCGACAAAGGUGCUGGUUAUUGUUAUAACGGCCAGUGCCCUAAAAGAUCGGACCAGUGCAUCAAAAUGUAUGGCGCAAGUGCAAUACAGGCCCGUAAUUUCUGCUACGACCAGAAUACCAGAGGAACAUACUAUGCCUUCUGCAAACGUCCCUCAAAUGACGUCUUCAUCCCGUGCCAAAAAGAAGAUGUUUUUUGUGGAAAGCUCUUCUGUCACAAUGGAAAAGACAGCCCAAACUAUGGUCGCAUGGUGAGGUUCAGUGAUUGCAAAACAGCUUUCUUUGCGGAAUAUACUAAUGACUACGGCCAGGUGGACACCGGAACCAAAUGUGGGGAAGGAAAGGUGUGCAGUGAGAAUCAGUGUGUGAGUCUUCCAACUGCUUACGGAAGCGUCAAUUGUUCAGCAAAAUGCCCUGGCCAUUCAGUUUGUAAUCACAGAAGUGAAUGUCAGUGUGAGCCUGGCUGGUUGCCUCCUUCAUGCAGUUCCACGGACAACGAGUUCAGCAGUCUUUCAAGUGAAGCAACUGCGGCCAUUGCCGUGACAAUUUCACUCGUGAUUCUGGGGAUUAUUGCUGCCAUUAUAGGUGUCGUCUGGAAAAAACGACAGAGCUCCAUGUUACCAACUACACACAAAGGAAGAAAGCAGCCGGAAGUGGACAGCUCUGCUUUCCGUCCUAACAAAACACUAGUUCCUGGCCCACCAAUGCCGCAGGUUGGGAAGCCAAAACCCAAAGGAGCUCCACCUCCACCACCAACAGCAGCAGCAAACCACAACUACGUCGGAGUCCGUCAGGCACUACGGCCAGUACCUCCACCAAAGGUUUAACAAGUCCAGCAAGUGUAAAACUGGAGGAAAAGCCCACCUUUUCCUGAGGACAGUUAUUUGUUAUGCAGGUUCUCACUGCAUUGCGGCCAGAGGAACAUGGAGCUAAAUGGACUAUUGAAUCAAGCCCCGAGGACUCAAAACUAGGAAAGACUUGUUUUAAAAAGACAUAGAACUCCUAAAUAUUAGCUGAUCCCCAUCAUUGCCAGUGAUUAUACCGAUGUUUAGUCACUGCAAUUAUUAUUAUUAUUAUUAUUAAGUAUUUAGGUUUUGUAGGUUUUUAUUCAUCUAAAUUAAAUUUCUAUGGUCUUAAUUUCAACAACUAACCUCUGUAUAACACAAUUUAGCCUGUGACUGAUUUCAAUUAUACUGUAAAGUUCAUCUCAGGAUCAAGUGUCUCUUCAAAUGUCUACUGUAAUUAUCUUGCACCAGCUUUUGGUGAAAAAGCAUUGUUAACAAGAUCAUGCAUGGUGGAAUUAUCAUUCGACUCAGUCCAAGCUGCUUAAGUGCAAAAACAAGAAACUUUAAGAUUUGUGGGGCCAUGAUGUUUUUAUAGUUUAAAAAUAAAUAAAUAAAAAUAGUGUACUUUUUGCUUGGCAGCAAACAGGACUGCUGUCAUAGACUCCGAGAGAUCGGGAAUAAGUGUUGUUGACAUUAUUUUGAACCAGUAGUUUCAGAUUUGUAUUUUUUUAAUGAAUUUACUGUAAUUUACCUACAGUUUAAAUAUUGGAAAUGGUGCUCUAUGAGUGCAUUUUACUGAUUUCUUUUUGUAAUAUAUACAAUGCAUUAAAAGAACACUGAAAUAUAAAUGUUUCUAGUUUAUUCUCAGUCAGGCUGGGAACCUUUGAGAAGGUGGUAGAGAGAUAAUGUCAUUUCCAAAUGCUCACCAAUGCAAGUGUGAUUGAAAAAGAAUAUAUGCAAAUAUACAUUAUAUCCAAAUUAUCUACAGUUAGAUACAAGCACCAGUAU